UUUUAUUAUGUAGAUUUGAUAAAGUAGUGGAAGGAGACGUUGUUCAUUAGGGGGGAAAAAAAUCGACUAGUUUAUUUCAAGCGGCGUCCGUAUUGUUCUACACGUCAUGAUGGAUGCGGCUUGGAGCAAUUUUCUCUUUCAGACUCCGCCUUCGCAGUCCCAAACUGACGCGACCCUCCAAUCAGAUCUUCUCCCGGAGCUCACGGAUGCCGCUCAGGACCCGCCCCCUGAGCACAUAGCCCCGCCCCCAUCCACGGUGGACACCGCGGCGCUGAGCGAGGAGCCCGUACCGGUGAAGCCCAUCUCUCGACCAGCCCGGCCUGCGCACAUCUGCUCCAUAUGUAACAAGCAGUUUAAGAACAGUUACAACCUGCGCCGUCAUCAGUCUGUCCACACUGGAGUGAAGAUGAAGGACAGAGCCGCUAGAGAGAAAAUAGAUGGAAACAAGGCCGUAGCACGAGUGGAGAGGCAGACCAUUCCCCUCUCUCUGCUCCAGCUGUCUAUACCGGCCUCCAUACCCACGGUGGUCGACCCCAUGGCCCAGCCUUCUCCACUCACCAAUCAGCAGGUAGAGACGGUGUCUGUCUCGAUCGCCCCGGCAACGGUCGCCAUGACAGUGAACCAGCCCCUCCCUACUGCAGUGGUGGUUACUGGGACAAUGGUUCAGGCUGCACCAAAUACCAACAUCAACGAUAACCUAAAUAACCCCACCCCUAUCCAAAUAUCUAUCCCGAUAACCAACCCAUUACCUAUCAACCCGACUCCCAACCCCAACCCCAACCCCAACCCCAAUCCGGUCAGGAAGAACCAUGCUUGUGAGGCGUGCGGGAAAGCCUUCAGGGACGUGUACCAUCUCAACCGCCACCGCUUGUCCCAUUCGGAUGAGAAGCCGUACUCCUGUCCGAUCUGCCAGCAGCGGUUUAAGAGAAAGGAUCGGAUGAGUUACCAUGUUCGCUCGCACCAGGGAGGAGUGGAGAAACCGUACGUGUGUCCGCACUGCGCCAAGGGCUUCUCACGGCCUGACCAUCUUAACAGUCACGUGAGACAGGUGCACUCCACAGAGAGACCCUUCAAGUGUCCGACAUGCGAAUCUGCAUUCGCUACGAAAGACCGAUUACGAGCUCAUAUGAUCAGACACGAGGACAAGGUUCCCUGCCACAUCUGUGGCAAACUUCUCUCCCCUGCUUACAUCACAGAUCACAUGAGGGUCCAUAACCAAUCACAGCAUCACGUCUGUCACCUCUGCAACCGCAGCUUCACCACACUGACGUACCUGCGUGUCCACGCUCAGAAGCACCACGGGCAGGAGUGGAAGGACAGCGGGGUCGGCCGUGGCUCGGGCCCAGGCGGGGUGCUGUUAUGCCAGCUGUGCGGGAUACACUGCAAGACACCCACACAGCUGCAGGGUCACAUGGCCACGCACGCCAACCAGACGGACCCCAAUGUCCCAUGCCCCAUCAGCAGCAGCAGCAGUUCAGUGGCCACGGUGGGCAUAGCCACUCCUGUCUCCAACCCUCCGGUCACAGUCGGGCUGCUGGUCACUGACUGCUCCAGCAUCGCUCCUCAGAGCCACAGCUAACCAACAGCACACCACGAGGAGGGAGGGAGGGACGGAGGGAGCAGGGGUAAUGGGUGGUAGGGGAGAGAAAUCUAAGAGGAUGGACCCAACCUGGACAGGUUACCAAUCAAACCCAACAAUGUUUCUCACUCCAGGUUGCCGUGGAAACGCCAACACAAAGAUUACGGUGUAAACCCACCCAUUACCCCACCUCUCUCAUCCAACUCCGAUCUUGCUGGGACUGAACAAAAACUGAACGACUCUCCUCAAAAUAGAUGUGACUUUUGAAUGAACUCAAGAAACAUCACCCUGCUUCACACUCACUUUUAUGUGCGGGCAGAGCAGCAAGUCUCCCUGGAUUGCUUUCCCCCUGUGCAGGCUUUGAUCUGGUCUGAUGGAUACAGACUGAAAGUGUUUAGAAGAAGACCCGAGGAAGGUCUGAUGGACGACCGGUUUGGGUGUCGGUACAUUUCCUUGCAGACUCCCAUCGGAGAGAUCACUGGUUUUAAAUGUAGGCUGUUAUUAAGUGCUGUCCCAGUUCGUUAUAAAAAAAAAAAUCCAGUGUUGAAGAAUGUAGAACACUAGGAGGAAUUGACACAUUAUCCCAACCUUUCCUUAUAUAAUAAUGGCUCAUCGCUACGUGAUCUUGAAGUCCAGACGAGAUAUGUUUUAUAAAUAGAUUUACUCUGUUGUAAGAGAUCAGUCCAUCAUAAAUGAUCUUAACACGAAUUACACCUCCACCGCGCUCGAACAUUCGAGGGGAUAUAAAAUACAGUGCCAUUUCCUCUCAUGAAUCCCUGCGAAGGAUUGUAAAAGGGUUUUAAGAUGGUCACAAGGACAAAAUAUUUAUAUUUGUAAUGUAUGUAGUAUGUGAGUACUAAAAAAAGCAUCUAUUGUUCAAUGCCUACUUUGAUAUUUUUCUCAUUGAUCUUGUUUUUGUUUUGUUUUUUUAACUAAAGAUGUUAAACAGAUGUAAUAAUGUUGAUUAUGUUGCAUAAGACGUGUAACCUAUGUUUCCAGUUCUGUUUGUGUUGAUGCUUGUUUAACGCCAAUAUGUGUUGGUGUCGCUGUGCUCUUAUCCUAAAUACUCUCUGUAUUAUGAACAUGCACCUAAUUAUACUGCAUUUAACUAA
Molecule: messenger RNA, 2691 nt
Organism: Puntigrus tetrazona (Sumatra barb)
Lineage: Eukaryota; Metazoa; Chordata; Actinopteri; Cypriniformes; Cyprinidae
Gene: maza
Product: vascular endothelial zinc finger 1
Exons: 8
Coding region: 107-1579 (490 amino acids)
Biological process (GO): regulation of transcription by RNA polymerase II
Molecular function (GO): RNA polymerase II cis-regulatory region sequence-specific DNA binding; DNA-binding transcription factor activity
Source: RefSeq, a predicted model, not a curated record